Molecule: messenger RNA, 930 nt
Organism: Lemur catta (Ring-tailed lemur)
Lineage: Eukaryota; Metazoa; Chordata; Mammalia; Primates; Lemuridae
Product: olfactory receptor 4S1
Exons: 1
Coding region: 1-930 (309 amino acids)
Biological process (GO): G protein-coupled receptor signaling pathway
Cellular component (GO): membrane
Molecular function (GO): G protein-coupled receptor activity; olfactory receptor activity
Source: RefSeq, a predicted model, not a curated record
AUGGGUGCCAAGAACAACGUGACUGAGUUUGUUUUAUUUGGCCUUUUCCAGAGCAGGGAGAUGCAGCAUGCGUGCUUCGUGGUAUUCUCCCUCUUUCAUAUGCUCACUGUUCUGGGGAACCUUCUGGUCAUCAUGACCAUCAAUGCCAGCAAGACCCUGAGUUCUCCCAUGUAUCUCUUUCUCAGCCACCUGUCUUUUGCUGACAUGUGUUAUCCCUCUGCUACCACGCCCAAGAUGAUUGCUGACACUCUCGUGGAACGCAAGAUUAUCUCCUUUAAUGGCUGCAUGACCCAGCUCUUUUCUGCUCACUUCUUUGGUGGCACUGAGAUCUUCCUCCUCACAGCCAUGGCCUAUGACCGCUAUGUGGCCAUCUGUAGGCCCCUGCACUACACAACCAUCAUGGAUCGGCAAAAGUGUGACCUGCUGGCAGGGGCCUCCUGGGUCGCUGGCUUCUUGCAUUCCAUCCUGCAGACCCUCCUCACAGUCCAACUGCCAUUUUGUGGACCCAAUGAGAUAGACAACUUCUUCUGUGAUGUUCAUCCCCUGCUGAAGUUGGCCUGUGCAGACACCUACGUGGUAGGGCUCAUUGUGGUGGCCAACAGUGGUAUGAUCUCCUUAGUCUCCUUCCUUGUCCUUAUCCUCUCGUAUGUGGCCAUCUUACUAAACUUGAGAAGCCGGUCAUCUGAGGGUCGGAGGAAGGCUCUCUCCACAUGUGGCUCACACAUCAUCACUGUCCUUUUGGUCCUUGUGCCCCCCAUGUUCAUGUACAUUCGUCCCUCCACUACCCUGGCUGCUGACAAGCUUGUCAUCCUUUUUAACAUUGUGAUGCCACCUUUGCUCAACCCUCUGAUCUACACGCUAAGGAACAAUGAGGUAAAAAAUGCCAUGAGAAAACUGUUUAGGGUUGAGAGGGGCUUAGGAGACAAGUGA